This is a messenger RNA of Serpula lacrymans var. lacrymans S7.9, 1179 nucleotides long. RefSeq lists its product as uncharacterized. The coding region runs from base 1 to 1179 and encodes 392 amino acids. The transcript is spliced from 11 exons. The record is from RefSeq and is a predicted model, not a curated record. Lineage: Eukaryota; Fungi; Basidiomycota; Agaricomycetes; Boletales; Serpulaceae.
AUGUCAAGUGAAACCUACCAACUCCUUGCACGAACAAUCUGCAUGUGGUCACCAACCACACCUGUUCACUGCCGCUCUCAAUAUCCAUUAGCCACCAAGAGUUUACCUCUAAACUACAAAGCAACAUUUUAUGAUUAUGUUGUGAUUAAUCGCGAGCGCUAUAAUGCUUCUUACACAGCAGAGUCCAUUGGUUUGUUAUUAGUUGAUGUUCCUAUUGAGCAGUCUUCUGUUGAAGGCAUUCUCAAUGCAUAUGGCGAAGUCUUGAAGCUAUUGGUGUUCAACUUUGGGAGCUUGAGGAAUAUUUGGAACCAGAUAUGCAGUUGCCCCCCCUCAUUUCCCCUAACUGAAUCAAGGGACACAUCACUCUCAAGACAGUCACAAUUGGGCCUGACCGGAAGAAAGUAUGGGCCACAACUGACUUGGCAAAAGCCAUACUCUCAAGGACUUCAACUGGAGGAUUUGCAUGGUUUAUUGACCAUUUUCAAGGGUUGUCUUGCAUUGUUUUGGUGGGGUGCAGAGCUAGCACCAUUGGUUUCUAUUGCUGUGCUAUCUCCACAAGGAAAAAAACAUACUGUGUUCAUCAUCAAGUCAUCAAAGGAGACAUUGUCAGAGCCAAAGUUGGUGUCAAUUAUUGCCACAGCAUCUGCCACAUUGUACUUGGCUUCAAACCCUGGGAUGCCUUCACAUCAACAUUUGGCAACCUGGCAUCAAGCUUUAGCAGCUGUGGUUUUUCAAACCUUAGUGGGUCAGUGCAAGCUUUUACUUGAGACUUCAGUAUUUACCAGCUCUGGAUUGCCUCCUGGAAUGGUCGGCACAAUCAACAAGUUCAUUGAUAAAGCGGACAUUAACAGUAUGGUCAAUCUUCUCAGUCCAACAUGGCUUUCAAAUGGCCUGAAAACCAUCUUUAUAAAAGAAACUAUCUACCCUCACUGCCCUACACCCCACACGUCACCCACAUACAGCACAAACAUCCCAGCCACAAAGAAUAUCAUGAUUAGCCUUUAUCCCUCCAUCAACAACAGAGUCCAAAUAUUUACUGACGGCUCCCUUAUCAAUGGCAGACUAAGCUACUCUCCACAGAAACCAACUCAUCCUUCCCAGUGUCCAUAUUCACUGACAACCAAGCUGUCAUUCAAUCCAGCUACUCUCAAGAUGGCAGGCCGGGUCACACCAUCUUAG